AUGCAACAAACUCGCCCCUAUUUUGCGCCCUAUGUCGUCGAUUUUGAGUGGGAAUUUUUUCAAGAUGAGCAACGACGCCAUACCAUGGAACCGGAUACGUCGACUAGGAAUCGGAAAUCCCGCUAUCAGUCUGAUUAUCCAGUUGACACAUCAUCAGCCGAUCACUACAAUAAAUUGGAAAAGCCGAUCGAUAAAGACUGGCCGUUAUUAACAUUUUUGGCGAUCGCUGCGGGGCUAAUUGUUUGUGGCGUGCUAGCGGCCACUUGGGCCGGUUUCAUCACGCACGACGAUGACCGGUAUCGAUCGUAUUACCCCCACCAGAAAACUGAAAAUGCUGAUCACGGUGAAUCGAUAGAUAUUCCAAAGAACACACCGGAAAAAGAGGUCUGGACGGCGGCCGUACCUGGCCCCGUCCCUACGCAACAACGACCACCUGCACCCACGAUUCACAGGCAACAAGAAGCUCCCAUACCGUCCCAGGCUCCAGUCCAACGACCGGUGCUCAACCUAAACCGGCUGCUGCUCAGGCUACGCAAGCUCCUCGGAAACAGCAACAAGGUCAGCAAGCGGCGGCUGGCCAAGCUACACAGCAGCAACCUACUGCAGCUCCUGUACAACAACAACCGCAACGAGCCGCAAAUCCAGCUCAAGCCCAGCCCAACCAGCAACAACCAACUGCAGCCCCAGCCCAAGCGCAGAAGCCAGCAGCUUCGCCUCAGCAACAACAACAGCCUAAGCAACAGCAACAAGCUCAACCGACUCGAGCAGCUCCGACCCCAGCUCAACGCCCAGUUGCUGCUCAAUCCCAGCAAGCCCAGCAAGCCCAACCGAAGCCAACACCCCAAAAAUUCGUCUUCAGCGGUGGUCAAGCGGCUGACGUUGCGACGAUCGCCGCUGCCGUGUCGGCAGCUACUGGCGCCCAGCCCGCUGCGGCUCAAGCUGCUGCUCAAGGUGCUGCUCAAGGCGCUGCUCAAGGUGCUGCUCAAGGUGUUCCUCAAGGUGCUGCUCAAGGUGCUGUUCGAGCUGCUGCUCAAGGUGUUCCUCAAGGUGCUGCUCAAGCCAGCUGGUCGUCGUCCCCGUCGAGGCGCUCUGCAAAAGCGUGUCCGACAAGUUGGCUACUGCUUCUGUGGCGCGCACGGCCCGAUCGAUGCUGACUACGGCGUGAUUGCGUGCCAGCGCUGCAAGCACCAAUUCUACAAGGCCUACUGGAGAGUGCAGCAACACGGUCGACGUUGUCGGCGGCCGAACUGUGGUGGUCCUGGAAAGUGCACCUUCCACACCCUCCUCCGUCUCGAACAGAUUGGCAUGCAACCGCUCUGGAUCCCCAGGAAU
Messenger RNA from Mesorhabditis spiculigera, 1332 nucleotides. Lineage: Eukaryota; Metazoa; Nematoda; Chromadorea; Rhabditida; Rhabditidae. The record is from the annotation of a GenBank genome assembly.